AAUGUCAAUGACAUGAUCUCCUAUCAGUGAUUUGUUGAAUAGUCUCUUUAUAUUUGAUAUCGAAUUCUAUUUAUUUUUAUUGAAAAUUUACCUUUAUUUUCCUCUAAAUCGAUAAAAAAUAACCAAUAAGCAGUUGAUGUAAUAAUGUUAAAGUAAAUGUUCAGGAAAAGAUUCGCGUAUCGCGAUAUAACCUUAACAAAAAAAGUUGCAAUCAAAACAAACAAUGGCACAGCGAUUCGACGCAGCGGCUUACAGUUUCCGCAAAAAAAUGCCGUACAUAAGCAAGGACCUUUUACGAUGGUUCCCCGGGCACAUGAACAAGGGUCUAAAACAAAUGCAACGCAAGUUGAACAGCGUUGACUGCGUGAUCGAAGUCCACGAUGCAAGGAUACCCUUCACAGGUCGCAACCCUAUAUUCACGAAUACUCUAACAGGCUCGAAACCCCAUAUACUGGUGUUGAACAAGAAGGAUUUAACAAUAAAAUCUUUAAUACCGCGAAUAAAAGAUCAAUUAAAAGCGGAACAAAAUAUAGAAAAUGUAAUAUUUACGAAUAGUAAAGACCAGACGUGUCGAGGUCUUAAGAACCUUAAGCCGCUGAUGGUGGACUUGAUAAAGAGCUCAAAUAGGUAUAACAGGAGUGAAGAGCUAGAUUAUAAUGUGAUGAUAAUUGGUGUGCCCAAUGUAGGGAAAUCAUCUUUGAUAAAUAUGCUGAGAUCCAAGAAUAUGAGCGUGAAGCACGCGCUGCCGGUCGGCGCGGUGGCCGGUGUCACCAGGAGUCUGAUGACCAAGAUGAGGAUCAAUAAUGACCCCACUAUUUUUAUGUUAGACACACCUGGUAUCCUUGAGCCUUCAGUGACAGAUGUGGAGAUGGGACUGAAGUUAGCAUUGUGCGCAUCCCUGCAGGACCACCUGGUGGGCGAGGAAAUCAUCGCCGACUAUCUGCUGUACUGGCUGAACAAGCAUAGUAAAUUCAAAUAUGUUGAUUAUAUGGGACUAGUGGAACCAUGCGAUGAUAUUAAUAAGGUACUAAUCGCCGGCGCCGUGAAAAUGAAUCGCGUGAGGAGAGUUCGAGACUUCGACGGCGGAAUACGUGACGUGCCGGACCUUUUAGAGGUCUCCAGGACGUUCAUCAAGGCAUUCAGAACGGGCGAGCUGGGCAAGAUACUGUUGGACAUAGACUUGCUGGAUUUCAAUAAUAAAGAGAAACUAGAAAGAAGUAAUUUAGCGUAAGGCAAAUAAUAUUUGUAGAGAAUUUACAGAUUUAUUUUCUUAUUCGCGUUAUCAGCGUGUUUCAAAUUUGUACUACCACACGUGAGUAUAUAAGGGUGCAGCAUAGGCCGUGCCCACCCCAGUCUCCGAGCAAAACUUUCAGCUAUUCACACGUCUAAGGGUGUUAUGUGCCUUUUUUAAAGGGCUAGUUAACUUAGUUACAUUGAGCUAUAUAUAUAUAUAUAUAUA
Molecule: messenger RNA, 1459 nt
Organism: Galleria mellonella (greater wax moth)
Lineage: Eukaryota; Metazoa; Arthropoda; Insecta; Lepidoptera; Pyralidae
Product: mitochondrial GTPase 1
Exons: 3
Coding region: 224-1231 (335 amino acids)
Cellular component (GO): mitochondrion
Molecular function (GO): GTPase activity; GTP binding
Source: RefSeq, a predicted model, not a curated record